CGACUCUCCUGCGAUUUUAGAGAGAUAACAAAUUAGCAGCUCCAUUUAAUCAUCUUCCGUCGAUCGAUAUAUAUAUAUUAUACUAUUUGAUUUACAUGAUCAUGUCUAAGAUGAGGAAAACCCUACGAACCAAGUUGAGAUCUGCGUUCUCCAAGCCAAGGAGCAAAAAGGACAAUGUCGGUGGGAAUAGCUUCUCCAGCAAGUUAAACGUGAAAGAAGAAUACUUGGAAGUUUUCAGAACAAAAUCGUACGUAGAAAUGUGGGAUAGGGUUCACGGACAGCUCCCGAGCGCUAGGCUUUCUUCGUCUAGCUCAUCGCUUCCGCCUAAUUUGUUUUCGGACCGCUCCGAAUAUUUGCUAGAACCGCGGCAAGAAACCCUUAAAAACAUCGUCGACAAGGAGGGCAUAAAUCUCCACCACCUUCUCACCGACUACUUCGAAGCCAGCUUAGAUGCCUGCCACAUUUGUGACGUGCUCCUCCGUAGCAUGCACCAAACCCGGGCAGAAAAUCGACACACGAAGAAGCUCUUACUAAAACUCAGCCGAAGGGUACGCAUACUUAAUAAUGAUAAUAUCGACAUUACUGAUGACAAACAAUGCCUGGCAAUUUUCGGGGAGCUUGGCACAUUUGCCAGAGCCAAAAAUCCGUUGUCGAUAGUCAGCCCUGGGCAGUUCCGUGACAUUCACGACAGCUACGCGGCGCUGUUCAAUAGGCUAACUUUAAAGCACAAAAAGGUGCGCAGGGCCGCAAAGCGUAACAGAAUAUGCAAAAAGGUUGGAGAGGUGGGUCUGGUGUUGUCACACACCGCGCUUUUGAUCGCGUGGCUUGUGUUUGCAAUCCACAGCAUGAUUGGAAUCGUGGUGGCGCCGGCGCUCAUGGCCUGCUCAUUGGGUUUGUGCGUGAGAAAAAUGGACUCUGCGGCGGAGUGGUUGAAUGCUAGGUUUCCCGAGAGCCACGGGAAGCAACUUGACGUCGCGGCGCAAGGGGUUUAUAUUUUGAUCAACGACUUCGAUACAAUGAGUCGGAUGGUGAGACGUUUGCACAAUGAAGUGGAGCACCGGAAAGUGGUGGCCGGAAUAUGUGUUAGAAGUGUGAGGAGUAUUAUUACUACGAGUAAUGGUGGAUCAGCCUCAAACUUUGACAUAUUUAAGAAGGUGGUGAGGGAAUUUCAUGCGAGUGAGGCUAGCUUUUUGGAGCAGCUAGAGGAGCUUGAAGAACAUAUUUACUUGUGCUUGCUCACCAUAAACAGGUCGAGAAGGCUUGUGAUACAAGAAAUAUUGGCAAGUACCUAAUUAGGAGCUAGUUAGUGACAUCGCAACCGGUCAUUAAGCUGGUAAUCAUACAUCAUGAUUGAUGUGAAGUGGUAUGGGAUGUUACGCCAAAAAGAGAUGCAGAUAUAUAUGGUGACAAUCAGUGAUAUGUUACGUGACAUAUAUAGCUUGGACGUAAGCUACAAGUCCAAAUAAUUUGGAUGAAGUAGUUAUCCACGCAAUUGCUUCAUCAACCAAAUUUUCUUCUUCAUAUGGAUCAACCUCAGGUUAAGGGAUUAUUCAUUACUUCGAUCUGUUAUUGCUACUUAUGUGUGUGUGGUUUCACUGCCACUGUUUCUAUUCUUUUAUUCAUUAUUCUUUGGUCUGUAACUUUAUCAAUGGGUCAUUCUAUUUGUACGUAGAAUCAAUAAAAUUACUUCAUUUAUUUAUAAAA
Molecule: messenger RNA, 1704 nt
Organism: Malus domestica (apple)
Lineage: Eukaryota; Viridiplantae; Streptophyta; Magnoliopsida; Rosales; Rosaceae
Product: UPF0496 protein At1g20180-like
Source: RefSeq, a predicted model, not a curated record